Humulus lupulus (European hop) is the source of this 1120-nucleotide messenger RNA. RefSeq names its product large ribosomal subunit protein uL2z. The transcript is spliced from 2 exons. NCBI's taxonomy places the organism in Eukaryota, Viridiplantae, Streptophyta, Magnoliopsida, Rosales, Cannabaceae. Bases 84 to 869 code for a protein of 261 amino acids. The record is from RefSeq and is a predicted model, not a curated record. Gene Ontology annotation, molecular function: structural constituent of ribosome; RNA binding. Gene Ontology annotation, biological process: cytoplasmic translation. Gene Ontology annotation, cellular component: ribosome; cytosolic large ribosomal subunit.
AUGAGUAAUUGGGUCAGUCUAACAAGUAAUAGUCUCGCACUUCUUCUUCUUCGCCGUCGCCUCUCAAAACCCUAACCCUAGCGAUGGGACGAGUCAUUCGGGCACAGCGUAAGGGUGCCGGAUCGGUGUUCAAGUCCCACACCCACCACCGUAAGGGUCCAGCUCGGUUCAGGUCUCUGGACUUCGGCGAGCGCAAUGGUUACCUGAAAGGAGUCGUGACUGACAUCAUCCACGACCCAGGGCGCGGUGCCCCACUGGCCCGAGUCACAUUCCGUCACCCAUUCAGGUACAAGCACCAGAAGGAGCUUUUCAUCGCCGCAGAGGGCUUGUACUCUGGUCAGUUCAUCUACUGUGGGAAGAAGGCCAAUCUCGUCGUUGGUAAUGUCCUUCCUCUUAGAUCUCUUCCUGAAGGUACCGUCAUUUGCAACGUUGAGCACCACGUCGGUGACCGUGGUGUUCUCGCUAGGGCAUCUGGUGACUACGCCGUCGUCAUCAGUCACAACCCGGAUAAUGGAACUAGCAGAGUUAAGCUUCCAUCCGGAGCUAAGAAGAUUUUGCCAAGUGGCUGCCGAGCUAUGAUUGGUCAGGUUGCGGGUGGAGGCAGGACCGAGAAACCAAUGUUGAAGGCAGGAAAUGCAUAUCACAAAUUCAGAGUCAAAAGGAACAGCUGGCCUAAGGUUCGUGGUGUUGCUAUGAACCCUGUGGAGCAUCCUCAUGGUGGUGGUAACCACCAGCACAUUGGUCACGCCAGUACCAUUGCAAGAGACGCUGCUCCCGGGCAGAAGGUCGGUCUCAUUGCUGCCAGGAGGACUGGUCGUCUCCGAGGGCAAGCUGCCGCCGCUGCUUCCAAAUCCGACAAGGGUUCUUAGGAAAAGGUCCAUUUUUGAAAUUUUCAGCGGUAACUUUCGAACACUUUUGUACUGUUUUAUUAGUCUUCUUAGGAGUGGAGCUCAGUUUUUGGAAUAGGGAUACCAUUUUGAAUUAUUAUAAUCUAUUUGUAUUUCUUUUUAAUUUGCUUUUGUGGGAAGGUACUGCUGAGUUGAAAUAUUUUUGCCUUAAUGUAAUGAAACUUUGUUUGACAUGUUUUGAGUUUAGUGGGAAUGCGUGCUAGUUUUUGCCA